Arachis duranensis is the source of this 1137-nucleotide messenger RNA. RefSeq lists its product as uncharacterized. The coding region runs from base 1 to 1137 and encodes 378 amino acids. The record is from RefSeq and is a predicted model, not a curated record. NCBI's taxonomy places the organism in Eukaryota, Viridiplantae, Streptophyta, Magnoliopsida, Fabales, Fabaceae. The transcript has 2 exons.
AUGAAGAAGACCAUUGAAGAAGCCAUUGAUGUCAUAGAAAUAGUGGCUGACAAUGAGUAUUUCUAUGACUCAGAGAGAAGCAACAAUAGAGGAGUCAUGAAGUUAAACAAGAUGGAUGCAAUCCUAGCCCAAAAUAAGAUGAUCACUAAGAAACUAGCUGACUUAACCAAGCAAAUGGAGAAAAAUCAUGCUGUAGCUAUCCACACUAAACUAUCACCUCAAUCCGAGUCAAAUACAGAAGAAGGAGUUGACUGGGAACAAGCUAAUUACAUUGGAAAUUCUUCAAGACAAGAACAUGAUCCAUACUUCAAGACAUACAAUCCAGGUUGGAAGAACCACCCAAACUUUUGGUGGGGAAACCAACCAAACCAGAACCAAAAUCACAGACUCCACAACUUCAACCAAUUCAACAAUUCCACCCACCACAACUCUAACCAAAGUCUAUAUCAACCCUCACAAAAUAAUUACUCUCAGCCACCAUAUCAAGCCCAAGCCAAUCAGCCUCAACACCCAAUUUCUACCCCACCAUCAGAGGACAAACUAUCUAGCAUUAAAGCUAUGCUUGCAAACCUUUGCAUGGAGUCUGAUGAUAUGAAAAAAUUAAAAGAAGAGGUGAGAUCCAAUUUGCAAAAUCAAGAUGCUGCCAUUCAAAAACUUGAAGUACAGAUUGGGAGUGGAAAGGAAUUGAAAGAGACCUCAAAGGAAACUCAAAAAGAAGAAGCAGAGGGAAGUUCAAGUGAUAAGGAAGAAGCACAAACACAUGCUCCCAAUCCACCUAAAGAAAAAGAAGUCCUAAGGUCAUAUGUCCCUAAAGCACCCUACCCUCAGCGCCUAAUGAAGAAUGCAAAGGACAACCAAUUCUCCAAAUUCUUGGAGAUUUUCAAGAGAUUGCAGAUCAACAUUCCCUUUGCUGAAGUAUUAGAGCAAAUGCCGCUCUAUGCUAAGUUUCUCAAGGAGUUAAUGACCAAGAAGAGAAGUUGGAGAAAUGACAAAACUGUAGUGUUAACUGAGGAAUGUAGCACCAUCAUCCAAUACAAAUUGCGUCAGAAAUUGAAGGACCCAGGAAGCUUCCAAAUUCCUUGUAUCAUAGGAGAAAUCACAGUGGAGAAGGCCUUAUGUGAUUUGGAGCCAUCAUAA